AUGAAGGAAUAUAUCGCCAAUCUUCCGACACUUACAACUCCCGAACCUAAGGAAACACUUUUUGUGUACCUAGCAGCCUCCGCUGAAUGUGUAAGCGCUGUGCUGAUAGCCGAACGCGAAAGACAGCAAAUACCGAUCUAUUUCGUGAGUAGAGUUUUACAGGGAGCUGAAGUCAAUUAUCCAGGACUGGAAAAAUUAGCCCUUGCAUUGGUCCAUGCGGCACGAAGGUUACGAAGGUACUUUCAGGCCCAUCCAAUUGUCGUGUUAUCUGACAAACCUAUAAGACAAAUACUGCUGAAGCCCGAAAAGUCAGGAAGAGUAGCCAAAUGGGCUAUUGAAUUAGGAGAACAUGACAUAGAAUUUAGAGCACGACACGCAAUCAAAGGGCAGGUGCUAGCAGAUUUCAUUAGUGAAGUACAUGAAGGAAAGAAUUCCAUGACGCAAUCCGUGUCGUUGGAAGUAUUGGGGAAUGUUGAAAAUGAUUCAUGGAAACUGUACACCGACGGAGCGGCUAGCUCCGACGGCUGUGGGGCCGGACUCAUGUUAAUUAGCCCAGAAGAAAAAGAAUUUAUUUAUGCGUUAAGAUUUGAGUUCGAGGUAACCAAUAACGAAGCUGAGUAUGAGGCAUUACUAGCAGGCCUUCGCAUCGCAAGAGAUAUGAAGAUACGGAACAUACAAGUGUACGUCGACUCCCAACUGGUAGCAUGCCAAGUCAAAGGAACGUACGAAGCUAAGCAAGGUACUACAAAGUUAUACCUACAGAAGGUACAGGAAUUAAUAGAAUAUUUCAGUCACUUUGAAAUUGAGCAUAUAAGAAGAAAUCAAAAUAAAAAGGCAAAUGCCUUGAGCAAGCUAGCUUCCCUCACGUUCGGGCACUUAGGGAAACAAGUGUUGGUAGAAGUUCUGAAAGAAAGGUCGAUCGAAGAAAGACAAGUGUCAGAUCUCGUGGAAGAAGAAGGCACCACGUGGAUGACCCCCAUCUACGAGUAUUUAAUCAGUGGGAUACUCCCAGCAGACAAGGACGAAGCCCGAAAGACAAGGGUCAAGGCCCCACAAUACAAAAUAAUGGACAAGAAACUGUAUAAGAAAGGCUUUGUAACACCUUGGCUUCUUUGCAUAGGGCCUAAGCAGGCAGAAAUGAUUAUUCGGGAAAUACACAAAGGAAUUUGUGGCGCUCAUUCGGGAGCGAGGUCCGUCGCAACGAAGGCCAUGCGUCUCGGGUACUUCUGGCCGACUAUGCAUCAAGAUUCCACCGCCCUACUAAAGAACUGCGAAGCCUGCCAACUUCGUGCCAACGUGCCAAGACAACCGAAGAACGACAUGAUCUCGGUAACUGCAGCAUAG
Erigeron canadensis is the source of this 1344-nucleotide messenger RNA. RefSeq lists its product as uncharacterized. Gene Ontology annotation, molecular function: RNA-DNA hybrid ribonuclease activity; nucleic acid binding. The transcript has a single exon. NCBI's taxonomy places the organism in Eukaryota, Viridiplantae, Streptophyta, Magnoliopsida, Asterales, Asteraceae. The record is from RefSeq and is a predicted model, not a curated record. The coding region runs from base 1 to 1344 and encodes 447 amino acids.